UAACAACUACAUACCAUCACUCUUGCCACCCGUUGCUGUUUGAGAACACAGAUACAUACAUUUUUGAGCUGUUUAGGUACGAAAGAAAAAUGGCUGAAAAGAUCAAACAGGUCGUGGCAUCAGUAAAAGGCUACACCAGAAAAGAUGAAGAACUGCCCACCUACCGAACUGAGGAGGAGCUCAAACGCCAGAAGAGGAUCAAAUUGUUUGCUUACAUUGGUAUUUUCAUCGUGUUUCAGAUCAUAGUGAUGACCGUGUUUGGUCUCACUGUCAUGAAAGUUAAGACUCCGAAGCUCAGAUUGGGUGCCAUUAGUGUCCAAACACUCAACUCUGUCCCUGCCACACCUUCCUUCGACACAACGUUUGCCACCCAAAUCAGGGUCAAGAACACAAAUUGGGGUCCAUACAAAUUUGAUGCAAGCGUUGUAACAUUCAUGUACCAAGGUGCUGCUGUGGGGCAAGUUGCCAUUCCAAAGAGCAAGGCUGGAAUGCGCUCCACCAAAAAGAUCAAUGUCGAGGUGAGUUUGAAUUCGGAGGCAUUGCAAAGCACCAACCUUGGCAGUGAUUUGAACAGCGGGGUCUUAACACUCACCAGCCAAGCCAAAUUGACCGGAAAGGUGGAAUUGAUGCUGAUAAUGAAGAAAAAGAAGUCUGCCAAUAUGGACUGCACCAUGAAAUUUGAUCUAUCCACAAAAACGGUGCAAUCUUUGGAAUGCAAGUGAGAUUGAACUAGUACUUUUGUAAUGUCAGGCAUCUUUAGCCUCAGCAUACCGAUUAGUUAUUAGUCUGUUAUGAUUUCGUUCUUCUUUCGCUGUGUGACACUUCACUUUGCCAUAGAUCUAUAAUGCUAUUUGUUGAUUUUUUUGGAUCAA
Rosa rugosa (rugosa rose) is the source of this 872-nucleotide messenger RNA. RefSeq lists its product as uncharacterized. Lineage: Eukaryota; Viridiplantae; Streptophyta; Magnoliopsida; Rosales; Rosaceae. The transcript has a single exon. The record is from RefSeq and is a predicted model, not a curated record. Bases 90 to 722 code for a protein of 210 amino acids.